GCUAGGACGGACCUGUGCCCAGAACCCAGGACCUCGCUCAGAGGAGCCCGUCCGCAGGGUGAGACGGAGCCGACCGCCUCCUCACGGGCACAGGCUGCUUCUGAGCUCAGCGGCCGUCUCCUGCCCUGGGGCGGCUCCCUGGGGGCCCUGCGGGCAGCUGCCCCUCCGGAAUGAGAGUGACCACAGGGGACCGGCCUGGACCACGGCUGUGACGGAGCGAGGACAGGGCCCGACCUCACCCUGAGCCGCCGGGAUGCAGCGCCGGGCCCCGAGCUUCAGGCCCCUCCUGCUCUGGCUCCUGCUGCCCUGGCCAGGCGCAGGGCAGUUCCAAGUGAAGGGACCAAGCUCACCAGUCAUUGCCCGUGUGGGAGAAGCGGCUGUGCUUCCCUGCCACCUCAGCCCACCCACGGAUGCUCAGAACAUGGUGGUCAGAUGGUACCGAGACCGUCAGUCAGUACUGGUGCACGAGUACAGGGAUUCUCUGGACCACAUGGAACAGCAGAGUCUCCAGUACCAAGGGAGGACAGAGCUCCUGAGGGAGAACAUCACGCAAGGCCAGGUGGCCCUGAGGAUCCAUCCCGUCCUCCCUGGAGAUGAAGGGCAGUACAGCUGCGUCUUUCUAAGAUCCGCACAGCUCAGCCGAGCACAGUUUGAGCUGCUUGUUGCAGCCUCAGGUGCCCCUCCUCAUAUCCACAUUCAGCCUGCGCACACUGGGAGCAUUAAGAUGACCUGCUCGUCCUCGGGGUGGUACCCACACCCUGAGCUCCAGUGGAGGGACACACAAGGACGGCCCCUGUCACCUGACUCUGUGAAGAUGUCCAUUCGAGAAGAUGGCCUGAUGCAUGUGGACAGCUCUAUCACAGUGGAGGAAAGCUCCAGAGCAGAUGUGUCCUGUUCCAUCAGGAACCCUGUGCUCAGAGAGGAGAAGGAGUCGCGUCUCUCAGUGGCCGAGGCCUUGUUCCCCCGGGUGAGUGCCUGGACAGUGGCGCUGGCCGUGCUUCUCGUACUUCUGACCUUCAGCUUGAUGAUCACUGGUGUGUUCCUCCAGAGAUUUAGAAGAGCCCUAGAUGGAAUAGCUAAAGAACUUGAACAAAGAAAACUGGUCAUAAAGAAGUGUCUAAAGGAAGCUCAACGAUUUGCAGAAGACAUAAUUCUGGAUGAAGUCACUGCUCACCCUCAGCUCUUGGUGUUAGAUCGUGGGAAACGUGUUGAAUGUUUGCCAACAGCGCGAGCUCUUCCUGCAAACCGUAGAAGGUUUACUGUUCUCCGAGCUGUGCUGGGUCGGAACAGCUUCUUUACUGGGCACCAUUACUGGGAGGUGGACGUAGGAGGGAGUGAAACGUGGACAGUAGGACUGUGCUCAGAUUCGAUCAACAGGGAAACACACUUCAAGGAUGUUCAUCCUGAGAAUGGUUUUUGGAGCAUUAACAGGACUCAUGAUAAUUACCGGGCUCUUUCUCUACCCCGUUAUAAUUUUAAGGUUGCAGCACCUCUCUCGGUGGUGGGGAUUCUUUUGCAGUGUGAAGGAUCGAUCUCUUUCUAUGAUGUGAAGCAGCUUACUCUCCUCCAUACGUUCACAGGCAAGUUCAGUUUGCCCCUGAGGCCGUGUUUCAUGCCUGGGCUUCCCUCUCUAGGACAUUAUCCCAGCCUCGUCAUCUCCCCAGUGCCAACACCAGACGAAUCUGGUCCUCCUUAG
This is a messenger RNA of Chinchilla lanigera (long-tailed chinchilla), 1696 nucleotides long. Its product is annotated as butyrophilin subfamily 1 member A1-like. Gene Ontology annotation, cellular component: external side of plasma membrane. The record is from RefSeq and is a predicted model, not a curated record. The coding region runs from base 254 to 1696 and encodes 480 amino acids. Lineage: Eukaryota; Metazoa; Chordata; Mammalia; Rodentia; Chinchillidae. Gene Ontology annotation, biological process: T cell receptor signaling pathway; regulation of cytokine production. Gene Ontology annotation, molecular function: signaling receptor binding. The transcript has 9 exons.